Molecule: messenger RNA, 1745 nt
Organism: Daldinia caldariorum
Lineage: Eukaryota; Fungi; Ascomycota; Sordariomycetes; Xylariales; Hypoxylaceae
Product: peptidase
Exons: 3
Coding region: 458-1537 (359 amino acids)
Source: RefSeq, a predicted model, not a curated record
GGUAGCACAUCUUCACUGCAAUUCGUAUUUUAAACCUAAAGUACCUUGUAGGCCACAGGCUAUCCUGAGGCUUGAAUUAUCACGUACCUAGGUAUACAAAUGAUGAGUAGCUUGUCGUUCCCAGCUGAACGGAGCCGCUUCCUUUUCAACGCACCCCCACGCAUCAUCAAUCAAUGGCACGCAUUCAUGCAUCUAGGGAACUUCUUUUAUAUUAAAUACCUUCGGAAUCACAAUAUCCCGAAUUUAUAUUACGUUAGGUGCAUAAUCGUUGGUUUGACCUACGCCCUUUAUUGGUUUACCAUCAAGGCUUUGGCUUAUAUAUUUGACAUGAUUUACCAGUCCAUCUAAUCGUCUUUACGAUGAUGGACAUUAGAAUUAGAUACCUACCUCUACCUAGCCUGGGUAGUUACCAUCCUACACAAUAAUAACACAAUAAUAACUAUCGAUAUCGUAACAAAUGCCUUCCACUAUAAUUCCGAAAGCCUUGGAGCCGGGUGCAACAAUCGCCUUCAUCUCACCCUCGGCUCGACUCAAUGACAAAUACCCCGCCGUCAUGUCUCGAGGGGCUGCCGUCCUGGAAGGACGAGGUUACAAGAUUCGAGAAUUCUACAAUAAGGACAACGGCAUCCAAUCGUCCAUUACCAACCGCUUAUCCGAGCUGCGCGCCGCGUUUUUAGAUCCCGAAGUCUCCGCUAUUAUCUGCACCAUCGGCGGGCCAUCCUUCACGGAGCUUCUACCAAGUCUGAUCGCCGAUCGGGAUUUACACAGUGCCAUUCGUGCCAACCCUAAAAUAGUCGUAGGCUAUUCCGAUAUCACUGGUCUGCACUGGUUUUUAUAUGCGUUCGCGGGACUCCGCACCUUCUACGGACCAGGAAUUAUACCAGAACUUGGCGCGGCCGAAUCCGUCGACGACGAAACGUCGCCGCUCGCAUUUUCUGUUAAGCAUCUUUUCCAUGUCAUCGCCGAUCGCGAGCCUGUCGGUGACAUUCCCCGAUCGCUGACGUAUGCGCACAAGCUCCCUGCUUGGUACCUCGAGCCGGAAUCAACACAGCCAACAGAGCUCGCUUCCACUCCCGGUUGGAUAUGGCUCCGGCCAGGUAAGGCGCAGGGACGGCUCUUCGGUGGCUGUUUGACAGUUAUGGCACGUCUCCACGGAAUACAACCCCUUGUUCCGGAUUGGCGGGGCCGAAUCGUAUUUAUCGAGACGGCUACAGGGGAGGAGUAUGGAAAAGGCAAUCCAAUCUAUCGCGUGAGAGCUGGCAUCGCAGACCUUAUUGCUCAGGGCGUAUUCGAAGAAGUCGCCGGCUUAGUGGUAGGACGACCGUUCGGGUACGACUCUCCUGCGGAGAGAGAAGAAUACAUCAGUGUUAUAAAAGGCCUCUUGUGUGAUGGCCCGCUGGCCAAGAAGAGCUUCCCUAUCUUAUUCAAUGUUGAUUUUGGACAUACGUCGCCGAUGGUUACCUUACCAUUCGACGCACUGGCUGUGUUGGACUCUGAAAAGGAUCAGUUUGCUAUCCAGGAGUCCGGAGUCCUAUGAUACCGCUUUCAAGUCUAAAAGAGAAGACAAAAUAAUAGUAAAAAAUAUCAUAACGGUGCAUAUAUUGCUAGAGCCUCUAAAUCAUUUGACUUGCCCAUUGAAGACUCCAUUGCGACAUCAGAUUCGUUGGCAUUAGAUCCAUUAUGAAUCACCAAAGCAUGCACAACGAAGAGCUUGCAACAACAUCAAGGGUCGAGCCUUAUACGUA